Babesia microti strain RI is the source of this 1791-nucleotide messenger RNA. RefSeq lists its product as hypothetical. The coding region runs from base 1 to 1791 and encodes 596 amino acids. Lineage: Eukaryota; Apicomplexa; Aconoidasida; Piroplasmida; Babesiidae. The transcript has 3 exons. The record is from RefSeq and is a predicted model, not a curated record.
AUGGGGGAGGAUUACGAAGUAAUUGAGGAUGGAGGAUUUGACGAUUAUGCAUCCAACUCAGAUUGUGAAUUUUAUCCCAAAGAAGCGGGGGAAGAGGAAGCUAAGGAUGCAGAAAAUGAUGAUAUUGUGGAAAUAAUCAAUGAUGCCGCGUCAAAUGGCGAAUUUAUUGCUCUAGGUACUAUCCCCAGGGUAGGGCAAUCCGAUAUCAUUUCCAGCCAAACAACGAAAACCAACAAUAAGUCAAGCAACAAAGUCAAUAGAAGGUAUAAGAAAAAUUGCACUGAAUCUAAGGCUGGUGAUAAUACAUCAAUUACUCCAACUUCGUCGCACAAAAAAGACGCUAGAUUAACAAGUUCUACAAACGUACUUCCAUACUCUAUAUUCUCAAAAGUCACUGUAAAUCCAACCAUCACUAAUGGUCCACAAUUAAAUGUGAGCGGUGAUGAGUAUGUGACGAUAAAUUUUCCCGUUUGUAAAAUGCAAUCGCAACAGAGACUCUAUAUUGAAGCACUACAAUCGGCAAUUAAUAAAAACUGGAGCUUUAUAAAUGCCCAUCCUGAUUGUAUUGAUUUGGCCUUGGAAUUAGGGAUGAAAGCUGCCAGGGAUGAAUUGAUUAAUGGAAAAGGUAGAGUGCCCGCAACUACUGCCACAAAUGCUAAUUCUGACAGUGAAAUUUAUCAUACAUUAGAAUCGCUGAAUAGAAAUGUAGAAAGGGUUAAUAUUUACGUUGUGGCAUUGGAAAUGAUACAAACUGUAAAUCCUAACAGUACAUCCAAUUAUUUUCACACGAUUAACUAUAAAGUCACUGACCCUUCUGUGUUUAAUAAUGAAAAAUUUGCUAAGGUAGAUUUCUCACUUCAGCUAAAAUUCAAGUUGCAUCCUGGUAAUGGUAUAAACUGCGAAGAGAAAGAUUGUAAUUGUCACUUUCAUAUAUCAGCAGGAGACAUAAUAAGGGCCAGAAGAGUUAAAGUCAAGUACAACUCGGAUAAUAACAACUUUGUCCACGUAAAUUUGUAUAUUAUUGGUAAGGUUACAUCUAUUCGUUUAUGGAAUUUGGACAAGGAGGAUUUUAACAUACUUUACAAUGGUAUCAAUACAACAAUAACAGAUUAUGAUUUGGAGAGGGUGCAGACGCUGAAAGGAUUUGCUAAAAGAAUUUUAAGUGAGAAUGAACUAUUGUGUAUAUCUUCAUAUAUGAAUACGUUGGAUAACAUAAGUACUGCACCACAGGAUUAUCUGUGUUUUGUCAAAUAUGCUGAAAAGGAUUCCAUUUAUGUCAUUGAUAGGCCGGAUCAGGCGCCUGUCAGAGUCACAUUCUCAUUGUUAAUUGCAAAGAAUGUAUUGGAAUCCAAAAAUCCAAUCUCUCCCGGAGAUUGGAUCAAGUUGAGAUCAUUUCGUAGACCUCUUGAACCCGGUAAAACAAUUGGUCCCUGUUUGUCCUGUUCCGACAUUGCUAGAAUUACUAGACUUUGGGAAGGAUGCAAAGAAGUAGUUACUCUUAAAGAAUAUUUUGCCAAGUCAAACGAAUACUUCAGGGUCGAUUCCAAUGUACAACCUUUUAGAUCAAUUGGAAUGCCAAGUUAUAUCAAACGACAGCGUUAUAGUAGUAGAUCGGGGAAUUUGAUAGAUCGGGUAGAGAAUACAAGGCCAUCGUUAAUAUCCGAGGCUACCAAAUUCUCUUCUGUAUUUCCAACAGAUGGAGUUCAUCAGUUUCCAGUCAAACUCACUGGGCUGAAGAGGAUGAACAAGGCGCAAUCUCAGGAAUUAGAGGAGGGGGAGAUAGUUUUGUAG